AUGGAGCGUAAACUAGAAAUUAGGACGUCAUCAUCCAGGAUCGGUGAAGGAGAUGAAGAGAUGGAACCAUGUACUCCAACUGGACAAUAUUACAGCAGUUCUUCGCUCUCUGUGUGUAUUCUUGCGGUUUUAGAAUGGGAAGUUCCUGUUGACGAUGACUCCCAAAUAAAGUCGUUGCUUCAGGAUGUCUUCCUCCCCAUCAAUCCACGUUUUUCCUCUAUCUUGGUUACUGGAAAAAGUGGAGAGAAAAAUUGGAAGAAGGCCGCAGUUAAGCUCGAGGACCACAUCAAAGUACCGGUAUUUGAACAAGGUUUAUCAGUGGAAUGUCAUGAUGAGUAUUUCCAAGAAUAUUUGUCGGAGAUAGCGAUGGAGAGACUGAACAAGAGCAGACCAUUAUGGGAGAUUCACAUAUUCAAGUACCCUACUAGUAAUGGAGCUGCGACAACUGUGUUCAAGCUUCAUCAUGCCCUGGGGGAUGGAUAUUCGCUCAUGGGUGCUCUGUUUAGCUGUUUACAAAAAGCUGAUAAUCCUUCUCUUUCUUUAUUUUUUCCUUCUAUUCGGUCGGAUAAUCACAUGAAUAAAAAGAAGAGUGUUUUGGAGCUUCUCUCUGUGUUCAAGAACACUGUAACAGAUUUCACUUGGAGUCUUUUCAAGAGUAAUGUGUUGGAAGAUCAUGUUAGUCCAAUAAGAUCAGGUAAAGAAGGAGUUGAAUUUAGGCCAGUUUCAAUCUCCACUAUCACUUUCUCUCUUAAUCAAGUCAAAGAAAUCAAGGCAAAGCUUGGCGGGGUAAUAUUCCUUCAAUCCUGUUAA
This is a messenger RNA of Papaver somniferum (opium poppy), 810 nucleotides long. RefSeq names its product O-acyltransferase WSD1-like. The transcript is spliced from 2 exons. The record is from RefSeq and is a predicted model, not a curated record. Gene Ontology annotation, molecular function: diacylglycerol O-acyltransferase activity; long-chain-alcohol O-fatty-acyltransferase activity. Gene Ontology annotation, cellular component: plasma membrane. Lineage: Eukaryota; Viridiplantae; Streptophyta; Magnoliopsida; Ranunculales; Papaveraceae. Gene Ontology annotation, biological process: triglyceride biosynthetic process. Bases 1 to 810 code for a protein of 269 amino acids.